AAAGGCGUGCAUAUAUGGGCGGCAUGAUGAUGAUUAGGGUUAGGGCAUUGUUAACUCCUCGGCUUCGUCGUCGUCGUCUUCUUCCGCUCCUUCGCCGCUCGGUGUCUUAGGAGGAGAAAAUGGCAGAGUCCAAGGCUGUGACCAUCCGAACCAGGAAGUUUAUGACCAAUCGGCUCCUCUCCCGGAAGCAAUUCGUAAUCGAUGUUCUUCAUCCCGGGAGAGCAAAUGUUUCCAAGGCGGAGUUGAAGGAGAAGUUGGCGAAGCUGUAUGAAGUGAGGGAUCCCGAUACUAUCUUCGUGUUCAAGUUCCGGACGCACUUUGGAGGGGGGAAGUCGACAGGCUUCGGCUUGAUCUACGAUACCGUAGAGAACGCCAAGAAGUAUGAGCCCAAGUAUCGGCUUAUUAGGAAUGGACUUGCAACAAAGGUAGAAAAAUCGAGGAAGCAGAUGAAGGAAAGGAAGAACAGGGCAAAGAAAGUCCGCGGUGUUAAGAAGACGAAGGCUGGUGACGCUGCCAAGGCUGGGAAGAAGAAAUGAGCCAAUAAGCAAGUUUUGCUACCUCUAUUGUUCACCUACUAUUUUAGCAUUGGUGUGGCCAACGAACAUCACAAGCUAUGGUAUAUAUUAGAUGUUCACAUUUAUUUAAAUCUAUAAUUUAUGAGUGCUCUAGAAGAACAAUUUUUAUUUGGUUCUGAAACAUUAACACUUUCCAUCUAUUUUUGGUUCUUCGUCAAACAUGAAAUAUUAUCCCAAGUAAUUAGUUCCGAAACUUGGCAUGA
Messenger RNA from Musa acuminata AAA Group (dessert banana), 778 nucleotides. RefSeq names its product small ribosomal subunit protein eS24z. Gene Ontology annotation, molecular function: structural constituent of ribosome. Lineage: Eukaryota; Viridiplantae; Streptophyta; Magnoliopsida; Zingiberales; Musaceae. The record is from RefSeq and is a predicted model, not a curated record. Bases 120 to 536 code for a protein of 138 amino acids. Gene Ontology annotation, biological process: translation. Gene Ontology annotation, cellular component: ribosome. The transcript is spliced from 5 exons.